Messenger RNA from Lepus europaeus (European hare), 524 nucleotides. RefSeq names its product protein phosphatase 1 regulatory subunit 27 (gene PPP1R27). Gene Ontology annotation, molecular function: phosphatase binding. The record is from RefSeq and is a predicted model, not a curated record. NCBI's taxonomy places the organism in Eukaryota, Metazoa, Chordata, Mammalia, Lagomorpha, Leporidae. The coding region runs from base 1 to 465 and encodes 154 amino acids. The transcript has 3 exons.
AUGCCCAGCAGGACGGCCCGCUACGCCCGCUACAGCCCCCGGCAGAGGCGCCGCCGGCUGCUGGCCGACCGCAGCGUGCGCUUCCCCAACGAUGUCCUCUUCUUGGACCACAUCCGCCAGGGGGACCUGGAGCAGGUGGGGCGCUUCCUCCGCGCCCGCAAGGUCUCCCUGGACACCAUCCACCCGUCCGGCCUGGCCGCGCUGCACGAGGCCGUGCUCAGCGGGAACCUGGAGUGCGUGAAGCUGCUGGUCAAGUACGGCGCGGACAUCCACCAGCGCGACGAGGAGGGCUGGACGCCGCUGCACAUGGCCUGCAGCGACGGCUACCCCGAGAUCGCCAGGUACCUCAUCUCCCUGGGGGCCGACCGCGCCGCCACCAACGACGACGGCGCGCUGCCCCGCGACCUCGUGGACCCGGACUUCAAGGACCUGGUGGCGCUCUUCCGAGACACCAAGGUGGACUAGGCCGCCGCCCCCAGCUGCAUUUUUUAUGGUGGCACUUUGUACUUUUGCAAUAAACGCGA